This is a messenger RNA of Octodon degus (degu), 603 nucleotides long. It is a transcript of the gene Tceal5, whose product is annotated as transcription elongation factor A like 5. NCBI's taxonomy places the organism in Eukaryota, Metazoa, Chordata, Mammalia, Rodentia, Octodontidae. The record is from RefSeq and is a predicted model, not a curated record. Bases 1 to 603 code for a protein of 200 amino acids. The transcript has a single exon.
AUGGAAAAGUUCUACACAGAAGAUGAAGAAAAACCAGAAAAUGAGGGCAAAGCAGAAGACAAAAUAGAGACUCAAGAUGAAGGAAAGCCAGAAGAGACAGCAAAACCAGACUUGGGGGGGAAGCUAGCCCAUGAGGGAAAGCUGGAAGGGGAAAGACAGCCAGGUGUGGAGGUACAAGGGGAAAAUGAGGGCAAGCUACAAAUACAGGGCAAGUCCAAGAAUGAGGGCAAGCCCCAGGGUGAGAGCACAGCAGCGUCCCAGGUACAGUCAACUAGUGAGCAGCAGCCCACCGGAAAGUGCCCUGUGGAAGAUUAUGUGCCCCGGAAAGCAAAAAGAAAAACUGAUAGGGCGACUGAAGACUCCCCCAGGGACUCUCAGGAGAAUCUACAGGGCAGGCAUUUGAGCAGUGGGGAGGUGAUGGCACAGUGUGCGGAUAUGUCAAGGGCUCAGGAAGAACUGAGGAAAAAACAGAGGAUGAGUAAUUUUCACUGGAUGCAAAGAGAGCUGCUGGAUUCGUACCCCCCAAGGGUCCCAAAAGGUGUAAGGGCAGUGAGGGGUGGAGGUAGGGGUCAGAAGAACUUAGAAGAUCAUCCUUAUGUUUAA